This is a messenger RNA of Phascolarctos cinereus (koala), 1928 nucleotides long. RefSeq names its product syntaxin 18 (gene STX18). The record is from RefSeq and is a predicted model, not a curated record. Gene Ontology annotation, molecular function: SNAP receptor activity. NCBI's taxonomy places the organism in Eukaryota, Metazoa, Chordata, Mammalia, Diprotodontia, Phascolarctidae. Gene Ontology annotation, biological process: retrograde vesicle-mediated transport, Golgi to endoplasmic reticulum; intracellular protein transport. Gene Ontology annotation, cellular component: endoplasmic reticulum; membrane; SNARE complex.
AACCUCGGUUGCCUGACACCAGUUGCCGGGGGAGGGUCGGGUUGGAGGGACGGAGCCCCUUCUGUCUCCGUAGUGGGCGGGGCCGGGCGGACACGGUGGCGGGGAAGACGGAGCCAUGGCGGUGGAUAUCACGCUGCUGUUCCGGGCCAGUGUGAAGACUGUGAAGACCCGGAACAAGGCCCUGGGGGUGGCGGUCGGAGGCGGCUCGGACGGCGCCCGGGAUGAGCUGUUUCGCAGGAGCCCCCGCCCCAAAGGGGACUUUUCCAGCCGGGCCCGGGAAGUGAUUUCUCAUAUUGGGAAGUUGAGAGACUUUCUUCUGGAACACAGGAAAGAUUACAUUAAUGCUUAUAGCCACAUUAUGUCUGACUAUAUGAGAAUGACUGAUACAGAACGGGAUCAGAUUGAUCAAGAUGCCAAAAUAUUUAUGAGGACGUGUUCAGAAGCAAUUCAGCAACUAAGAACAGAAGCACACAAGGAGGUGCAUUCCCAGCAAGUAAAGGAACACAGAAGUGCAGUCUUGGAUUUCAUUGAAGAUUAUUUAAAAAGAGUAUGUAAAAUUUAUUCUGAGCAGAGAGCUAUCCGGGUUAAACGCGUGGUGGAUAAAAAAAGAUUAUCCAGGCUUGAGCCUGACCAGAGUAGUAAAUCUACAGAAUCUUCUUCAUCUGAGAAAGCUUCACAGAAUUCUUCAGAAGAAUCUGAAGAAAAAUCUACCACUGAAGAAAAUCGAGAUAAGAAUUUGACAGAGGCACAAUCUAAUUUUGGACUGUGGGGAGAUGGCAGAGGUGAAGAUGAGUUGUCCCCAGAAGAAAUACAAGUGUUUGAACAAGAAAAUCAGAGACUUGUUGGUGAAAUGAACAGCUUAUUUGAUGAAGUGAGGCAAAUUGAGGGAAAAGUGGUUGAAAUUUCCAGACUUCAAGAGAUAUUCACAGAAAAGGUUUUGCAACAGGAAACUGAGAUCGACAACAUUCACCAGCUAGUUGUUGGUGCAACAGAGAAUAUCAAGGAAGGUAAUGAAGACAUAAGGGAGGCAAUUAAAAACAACGCAGGAUUCCGUGUUUGGAUUCUUUUCUUCCUUGUGAUGUGUUCAUUCUCCUUGCUUUUCUUGGACUGGUAUGAUAGCUAGUCGUGGUUGGGUUUGGGGUUUUUUUGUUGUCUUUUUCAUUCUGAAGGCCUUGGUGCCUUGCUCAUCUGAACAUUAAAUCACAGAACACUUUGCUUUGAACAAAGCAGAAUGUACUGUAUGGUGUUUUAUGUUACUGUCACAGAGUUGUGACUCAGGAAUUUUACAACGAAGUCACUUAGGGAUGUUUGUAUAUGUACACACUCAUAAAGGGAAUCCUCAGAUUAUUUCAGUACAUUUAGUAGACACGAUGAACUCUUGCACUUAGAAGGUUUUAGUUUAGUAAUAAAAAGUAAAAUGAAUUGUUGACUGAAACCUUUUUAAAAACAUAAAACUACACUGAGUAGCUCAGUAGUAGAGAAUUCAGUUUCCUAUCAAAAUGAGUGAUAUUGUGAAGAAUGCUUUUGGUGUGCAGAGAAUGCAUAGACCUUAAUUUGAGGAAGGGGUUGUGCAGGGAGACUGAUUUCCCAUCUUGUUAGACCUCAGGGAAAACAUUUAUGUAAUCUCCCUACAAAAUGAUUAUUUCUGUUCUUUUUCCUGCAACUUCUCAUCUUACUGAAAUGAUUAACCGUUCAUUUCGCAAAGGCUUAUUUUAUUUGUAGAAAAGAAAAAAAGAUAGUCUACUUGUUAAUCUCAUGAGUUUGUUUAACAUGAUUUAACUUAUUGUAGAUUAUAAAUGUAAAAAUUAAGAUCUAGAUCAUUCAGAGUAUUCACAUCAUGUAAUGACAAGGUACUGAAACAUUGCAGUGGAACCAAAGAUCAACUAGAUAGAAGCCAAACUCAUCAAGUAUUUAUUUCUAGGGUAUAA